UAGUCUGUCAUGAACGAAUUCCAAACGCUUCUGACGUUCCUCGGCAUCCUCGUGACUGCAGACGGCAAUGUACUGGACAAGUACACCCGCGCACCCGGAAAUGUAUAUCAUGGUAGGUAUACGAGAGAUAUCCACGAACCGGAGCUCCUCGUACCAAGAAAAGUGUUCGAAGAUGGCAGUUUCAACACGUACUCGUUGCCAAAUUUUUACGAUCGUCAGGAGGUUAGCGAGCGCAGGAAGAGGUCGACCAACGAAGAAGAUCAAUCGGAGAUAGACAAAUUACACCUGAUACUACCCAUUAAUGGGAUCGAACACCAUGUAGAACUUAGCCCAUACCAUGAAUUUAUCUCGCCAGACAUGGUGAUAGAAACACGAGGUUCAGGUAUAAGUACUAAUUUGAACGACGCUGUGAGAUUCAAACGGGCCCCGGAUCGCCAGUGUCAUUACAGAGGCGUCAUUAGAGGCCAUCAUGGGUCCAGAGCUGCACUGUCCUUGUGCGAUGGCGUGGCUGGCUACGUGCAAACCGAUCAUGGUCGGUACUUCAUCGAGCCACUGCACGAAGUGAUACCGGAAGUGGAUGGUCAGCAUGUUCACGUCGCUUACAAACGCGACGCUCCGCACGAGAAGAAGGGGAGUCAAGAUGGCGCUCCGAAAAGACAUUGUACAACCGGCGACGAUUGGGAGGCGGCGUGGGCCGAACAGUUGGCUGAACGACAGAAACGACUAUUGGAAGAUAAUUCGAUCGGGACGAAACGGGACAGUCCAGCCAGUUUCGCUACCCACAGUAUACAUCGUUACAUAGAAAUUGGAUUAGUCGCGGAUAGAAGGUUCCUCGACUAUUACAACAACACGGAUUACGAGCAGUAUCUAUUGACGGUUAUGAACAUGGUGUCGGAUUUUUAUCACGACAAGUCCGUCGGCAAUCAGAUCGAUGUUGUCGUCGUUCGUAUGAUAUAUUUGGAAAAAGAGAAGGAAGAGAUAGAUUUGCUCAUCAGUCCCGCAGCCGAGGAAACGUUGGCGAGUUUCGCCAAAUGGGCGGAGAAGAUGAAUCCGCCGGACUCGACCCACCCCAAUCAUCACGACAUUGGAGUUCUCGUAACCAGAUACGACAUCUGUUCAGAAGGAACGAAUUGCGAUCUGAUGGGCUUAGCCUAUGUCGGAGUCGCCUGCAAUCCUGCCAAAGCAGCCUGCAUCAACGAAGACAGUGGUCUUUUGCUUGGAAUCGUAGUUGCCCAUGAAGUUGGUCACGUAAUGGGCUGUGCGCACGAUGAGCCAGAUGUCAGCGGAUGUCCAUCUAAAGAUUCUACGGAUGAUAGUUUCUUUCUCAUGUCGCCUAUCGUAUUCCUCUUUACGAUUAGGUGGUCCUCCUGUAGCAGGAAAUUUAUCACCACUUUUCUCGAGAGCGGCUUGGGCGAGUGUCUAAACGAUGACCCGAAAAAUCCUUCGGAUAAAUUCAAGUACCCGAACAUGUUGCCCGGCGCGAUGUACAAUCCAGACGCUCAAUGUAGCAUGAUGUUCCCUGAAGGAAUAUGGUGUAAAAAUCCUGAGCAUAGAACUUGCGAGUAUCUUUGGUGCAAGGUCAAUGAAACAGGCUGUUUGUCUCAUGGGUAUCCUAUGGCCGAUGGAACGAAAUGCGGCGAGAAUAAGUGGUGCAUGCGAAAGCAGUGCGUGGACAUAGGCACACGACCUACAGCGGUGCACGGUGGUUGGGGCAAAUGGGGCCCAGCGGGCAGUUGCAGUAGAACUUGCGGCGGUGGCAUCAAAGUCGCUGAAAGAGAAUGCGACAAUCCACCACCGGCGAAUGGAGGUAGAUAUUGUAUGGGCGAAAGAAAGAGGCUGACCGCGUGCAACACUACGCCCUGUGAUCCCACCAAGCCGUCGUUCUACGCGUACCAAUGCUCGUUGUUCAACAACGUAAAGGUCUUAACUGACGGCCUCCAUACAUGGUCACCGUACUACGCUCCUAACAAUGAUCGCUGCGCUUUGUUUUGCAUUAACGAAAAACGCAGUUUCGCCAAAGUCGCGGCAUCGGUGAACGAUUCGACACCGUGCAAACCUGGAACCAACAAUAUGUGUGUCGGUGGUGUAUGCAGGAAAGUCGGUUGCGAUUGGAUAUUUGGUUCGGACGCUGUCGAGGACAAGUGUGGAAUUUGCAAGGGUGAUGGUACUAAGUGCAAAGCGGUAGAAGGAUUCUACAAUACGACCCUCGUAACGAGUCGUUACAUGAAGAUAGUGACGAUACCCAAAGGUGCCCGAAGCAUAACCGCCGAGGAAGUGGCACCGUACAGAAACUCACUGGCAAUAAGAUACGAGAAGAACGACGUUUAUUGCUUGAAUGGAAAUAUGACCGAGCAAAGAAACGGUGACUACCCAUGCGCGAACGCGAUAAUUAUUUACCAGCAUCCUGAACCAAAAAGAGAGGAAAUUUAUAUAAAGGGCCCCAUUGCGGAGGAUAUUCGUCUAGAAUACGUGUUCUAUAACCCGACCUUCAAUCCUGGGAUCCGUUAUGAAUAUUACGUGAUGUCCAGUGAUCCGUCAUAUACGCCUAAAUACAUAUGGGAUUUCACGGAGUGGUCCGAAUGCACCGCUAAAUGCGGUGGUGGCACAAUGGUUUCUGAGCCGGCGUGUAUCGAGGAGAACAGUGGCAAAGUGACUCCCAGUUUCUGCAAAGACAUACCGCGACCAGAUCCGAAAAGCCGUAUUUGCAACGCAGAGCCUUGCCCCGCAAAGUGGAGAGUAAGCCAAUGGAGCAAGUGCAGUGCCUGCGACGGCAAGAAAGGAACUAGACAUCGCAAAGUGCAGUGCGUAAAACCUGCUGCGCGUGCAGGCGAGGACGAUGUGCAAGCAAAUUUCAACGCGUGCAAAGGUCGCGUGCCAAAGCAACAAGAAGAAUGCGUCGGUAAGAGACCGUGUAAAAAGACCUGCCCGAAGAGGAGCCGGGACGUGAAGAAGGACGUUCCGGCAGAGAAGGAGAAGCAGCCGAUAUCCCCGAAAGAACAAUCGAGACUGAUCGACAAAUUCGUGGAUUUGAGUUUAGCUCGGUACCUGGAGAAGUCGCGCAGCGGUCUGUCGAUCGAAGCGAACGAAUUCGAAGGGACAGGGGACCUAGCCAAAUUCCGACAACUUCUUCGUGACUGGUCGAUCGCGGACAUGGAUAAGAAGAAACGUGGCACUUGCCCGAAGAAGUUUACCACGCCGAAGCCAGGUUCGAUCAUAAAGGACGUGGUAUUGGAGAAGAACGUGGUGCUAAUGGAGGCACCGUACGUGGACGAUGGCCUUCAGGCGAAUUUGUCGGACAAGGCGUUUCAGCAAUCCGGUGAUGUCGUCGGUAUUGGCAUCGACACGUCUCGCCAGAAGGUUUACAACGGCUCGAAAGCAAUUCAGAAGAUCGAGCAUCUGCUUAAUCCAAAGACCACGCCCGCGGCUGGCACUUAGAGUAACGCUUAUGACCAUUUGGCUCG
Megachile rotundata (alfalfa leafcutting bee) is the source of this 3461-nucleotide messenger RNA. RefSeq names its product A disintegrin and metalloproteinase with thrombospondin motifs 7. The record is from RefSeq and is a predicted model, not a curated record. Gene Ontology annotation, biological process: extracellular matrix organization; proteolysis. Gene Ontology annotation, molecular function: metalloendopeptidase activity. Gene Ontology annotation, cellular component: extracellular matrix. Lineage: Eukaryota; Metazoa; Arthropoda; Insecta; Hymenoptera; Megachilidae.